Molecule: messenger RNA, 1900 nt
Organism: Tilletiaria anomala UBC 951
Lineage: Eukaryota; Fungi; Basidiomycota; Exobasidiomycetes; Georgefischeriales; Tilletiariaceae
Product: CDC73-domain-containing protein
Exons: 1
Coding region: 305-1762 (485 amino acids)
Biological process (GO): transcription elongation by RNA polymerase II; positive regulation of transcription elongation by RNA polymerase II
Cellular component (GO): Cdc73/Paf1 complex
Molecular function (GO): RNA polymerase II complex binding
Source: RefSeq, a predicted model, not a curated record
CAUUUACCAACCGCGCUACUUUUACUUUUGGCAGAGGGACGGCAACGUUCGCAAAUCGCUGGCGAUCGAGCUCAUCCAUCAAAGGGCCUCGUGCGUGGCUCCAAUAGACGGACCCACUGCUGACUAGCGCACCAAUCUUCCAGUUCAACCAACACCAUCUAUCUCCCUUCUUCGGCAAGUGCGAUAGACUCGCGCCAACGCUAAUCUCGGAACCUGAGCUGCAGGUUCCGCCGCGAAAAAGACUGCAAAGUGCAUCCUAGUGUGGGUAGCGCAGCGCGGCGCAGCCUGGAAUCGGCUGGCCAGGAUGGAUGCGCUGGAAGCCUUGCGUGCCGCGGUCGCGCCGACAGGCGACCUGACCAACGUGAAGUUGCUCUCCUCGUCCAACGAGCCUGUGUGCAGCGUCUCUGAAGCAGCGUCUGUACAGAUCGCGGCGCCGGCCGCUCCUUCUCCGCUCUUCUUCCCGAAAGACACUGUCACACGGAUAGCGACGAACAAGGCCACCCUCGCUGCGCCGUCAGACGUGACAGGCCAGACACCAACCCCGAGCGCAGAUCCAUCGUCCUUCCUCCCGCUCGAUGCACUUAUCUUUGCCAUCCAAACCAAAGAUGAGCCAUCUGCGAGCUAUGUCAGGCUCUGCACUGCUAGCGGUGCCGCAAGAUUGGCCCUAGUGGAGCGACCGCCGAUUCUCGAAUUUCUGCUUGGGAAGCGGGACGCCUGGGAAGGGGCUGUAAGCCUGGCAGUGGUGCAGGCUCAGGCGGCAGUCAAGGUGCCCACCGCGACAGCCGUACCGACAGCAGCCACAGCGGUAGCAGGGUCCACAACGCCGCCAGGCUCUCCUCCACCGGAGCACAAGCGCAAAUAUACUGGCAUAGCAGGAGCGGGAACUGCGCAUCCGAGUACCAAGCGUGUGUACGUUCCGAACAAGGCAGAUGCCGAGUUCGUUAAGCGCCUUCGCAGAGACACCGAAGUGAUCCUACGGACGCGCAACGAUUCCAUGCGUGGGACCAAGCCGUGGGCGCAUACGGUUGACUUCUCGUCUUUCCGCGAGAAAAUCAAGUCUCGUCUCGAGAUCAUGAAGCGGAUCGUCACUAAUGGUUCCUCGUCAUCUCGCGCGCCGCUCGUCUCCGGCGUCAAAGGCGCGACUUCUUCCGGCGUAGGGCCAAUGGGAAGCGGAUUGGUUCGCAAGCAAAGGGCGCAGCAUCCGAUCAUUAUGCUCAGCAACAGUCCAACAGCGAUGAUCAACAUGUUCAACGUCAAGGCAUUCCUCGAGCAAGGCAUCUUUAUCGCUCCGGACCAGGCGCGCAAGGAUGCUGGUGGAAUUGCAGAACCGAUCGUUACGAUCGACCAUCGACUAGGGUCGCAUGCUCCCUCCAGCGGCGGCGGUGACGCAUCAGGCGCAUCGCGGGGCAGUUGCAAGCAGAUCCGUUUCCUCGUCGUCGACAGCCAAGAUGGCAUUCAGAAGCUCAGCGGCUCAUUCGAUGCGAACGCCGCAUGGAACCGCGUGAUCGUCGUUUUCACCACCGGUCAGACGUGGCAGUUCAACAAGUAUAAGCACACCGAACCGACGGACCUGUUCAAGAACGUACUCGGUAUGUACGUGCGCUUCAACAACGACCAGCCUAAUGAGAACGUUAAGAACUGGAACGUCAAGGAGCUCCUCAUUGGCAGGACGCAGAGGCACACCGACAGGCAGAUUGUCGCGUUCUUUUGGAGGAGCGUGGAGACUUGGAUGCACCAACGUAAGCCUCAUCUGCUCGCAUAAAGCGGUCCAGCCAAGGCCACCAGCGGGUUGGUGGGACGCGGGCAAGGCGUGCGAUGACCUUGAGAGAGGGGAUGAGGAAGCAGAACAGCAAGCAUUUGUACUUUUAGAGCAAGACAUCGCCGAAACCGUGAUAUAAAC